AUGGCGGCACUCAUUGGCAAUAUUGGUGCCUUCGACGAAAAGUCAGAAAAAUUUAGUGAUUAUGCCGAUCGUUUCGAAGCCUACGUGGCGGCGGAUGACAUCGAUGACGAUAAAAAGGUAAAUAUUUUUCUAGCUGUUAUCGGUCCAGAUGCUUAUAAGCUAUUGAAGAAUCUAUGUGAUCCGGAGAAUCCGAAUACCAAGACGUUUGCCCGGUUGUUAGAGCUGUUGCAAGGACACUUUGAACCGGCUCCUAUUGUGAUCGUGGAAAGACACAAGUUUUGGACGGCAUCCCAAGAAGAAUGCGAGAGCGUGUCAGAAUUUGUGGUGAGACUGAAGAAGUUGGCAUCAAUAUGCAGCUUUGGUGCUUUUCUGUCUGAAGCCCUAAGAGAUAGACUUGUCUCUGGAUUACAUCCGAAAAUGUCCAGAACACAACGUCAUCUCCUGUCAAUAAGAGAGUUAACCUACGCGGCGGCCCAUGAGAAAUGUAUUGCAGAUGAAUUGGCGGGUAAAGCGAAUAUAGAACACAUGCGAGAUUUAGCUAAUAUUGAAGCCGAGAAGGUUCAACAUGGCAAUUCUGGACGCAACGUGGAGCAGAACAGCAAAAGGGCAGACAAGUGCAAAUCAUGUGGAAGUAUGCAGCAUCGAUCUGAAUCAUGUAGAUUCAAAAAUGCCACAUGCCAUCACUGCCAGAAGAGAGGUCAUAUACGCCCGGUAUGUAAGGCCCGAUUGUCACAAAUGCAGUUUAAAGGAAGAUCAAGUGGUACAAAGGAGUCAAAGGUGACCUGUUGCGAUAGUAUUUCUGAUGAUGAAAGUGUAAGAAGCUGUGAUAAUCAUGCGAGAGGCACACCUAUGGAUGCAGCUGAAGGUGUGGCCUUUGGAUUAUACAGAACUGGAACUGAACAAUUGUCCACUGAGUAUGUAAAUCGCGUCAAACCGUAUGUAGUAAUUGUUCAGUUAGGUAGGGCGCAGAUUAAUUGUAAAAUGGAAGUAGACACGGGGGCAUCUCGUUCUACAGUGUCUAAACAUGUCUAUGAUGCAGAAUUAUCAGAUUAUCCCAUUCAACCUGUGGGAGUAAUUUUACACAAUUAUUCAGGGGAAAAGAUUCCAGUAGUGGGAAAAAAAUACUUUACCAGUGAAAUUUGA
This is a messenger RNA of Stylophora pistillata, 1143 nucleotides long. RefSeq lists its product as uncharacterized. NCBI's taxonomy places the organism in Eukaryota, Metazoa, Cnidaria, Anthozoa, Scleractinia, Pocilloporidae. The record is from RefSeq and is a predicted model, not a curated record.